Molecule: messenger RNA, 351 nt
Organism: Heterostelium album PN500
Lineage: Eukaryota; Evosea; Eumycetozoa; Acytosteliales; Acytosteliaceae
Exons: 1
Coding region: 1-351 (116 amino acids)
Biological process (GO): transmembrane transport
Cellular component (GO): plasma membrane
Molecular function (GO): monoatomic cation efflux transmembrane transporter activity
Source: RefSeq, a predicted model, not a curated record
AUGGUUCAAGUGCGCCAGGGACUAACCGUUCCAAUGAGAUUGAUGUACGCACUCAUCUUUAUCAACAUGGCGAUAGUCAUAGUGAUUUGGAUAAUGAUGAAAAAGACGUUCAGGAGUGCAAGAAUCCCGAUUUUUCAUCUUGGAUGGUGGGCUUUUUGUUUCCCUAUGAUUUCAUUCGGAUCCGCUGCACUGAACUACUAUAAAUACACAAGAUUUCUAUCAUGCAAGAUCGUUGCACUGAUAAUAGUUUCGAUAUCGGACUUUCUUUAUGUGAUGGUCGCUUGUUUAACACUCUAUCAUCUAGCAAGAAGAAAUCUAUUUAUUUCAUCAAGAUAUAAACUACCAGUUUAA